Eruca vesicaria subsp. sativa (arugula) is the source of this 1198-nucleotide messenger RNA. The record is from the annotation of a GenBank genome assembly. NCBI's taxonomy places the organism in Eukaryota, Viridiplantae, Streptophyta, Magnoliopsida, Brassicales, Brassicaceae.
AUGGAGACUGUUGAUAUUGUGCAAGAGGAAGGCAUCUCCAGUGCUUAUGAGCAACAUAGUGGAAAGUUUCAGCCAAAGCCUAGAUUGCUUGACACUGUGAUUGAAGAAGAAGAAGAAGAAGCUGGGUCUCAUUACUCUCUUGAUGAUACAAAUCAGUCUCAGUGUAUGGUCAAUGAAUGCACCAAUACUGCAUUUUAUCAAGAAGAAGAAGAAGAACAUAAUAUUCCACAAGUUCAUAAAGAAUCGGCUUCUAACGUACUGGAACAAGAUGCCUCACCUAGUAAUAACGAUACUGUUAUGGGACAAGAAGAAACUCAGUCCAAUGAAGCGCAAACACGUACUGACAAAAAGAAGAGAGGUCGAAAGAAGAAAGCCACUACUAAUGAAGAAGAAGAAGAAGAAGCAAAUAAGUCUCCUGAGAAGAAGAAGUUCAAGCAUUCGAUUCGUCGGCAGAAAAACACAACAUUGGACAAGGAAUUGCUUGAAACCCCGGAUGAUAAGAUCAAACAUCUGCAUAUUAGAGAUAUGCUUCGCCUUGUUGCAUUUAGAGAAUCCCUGGAGAAGAAAGAAGCAAAGGGAGCUCCUGUUGUGCCGCCGACCCAAGAAAGCAAUACAAACACAUGUUGGGAUAACCAGUAUUAUUAUUCACAGGGUUUUGACGCACAAGGCGAGUUUGGUAUGGAGGAAGGAGAAGAAGAAGAUGACGUAGCUGUUAAACCGGACUCACCGGUUAACUAUCAAACGUACAUGAAAAAGACUCCCAGAAGUCGAUGGUCAAAAGAGGAAACACAGGUCUUCUACGAGGGAAUUCAAGCGUUUGGGAUCAAUCUAUCGAUGGUGCAAGAGCUGUUGGAAAUACAAGUUGGGAAAAGAACGCUACACCAGGUCAAACUGAAAUACAAGUUGGAAGAACGCAAGAAUCCAUUGAAGCUUAAUGAUGCUUUAUCAACUCCCUUCAAAGAUCUUACUCGUUAUCAUACUGUGAUUAAGGAAGAAGCCGCGUCUGCAAAGGAAGGAGAAGAGGCAGAGACAACUAUUGAUGUUCCUGAGAAUAAUGAGGAGCAGACUAAGUCUGAUGAGCAAGCUGGUGAUGGUGUUGCUGGAGUCAAGGAAUCGGACGGUGGAGAUCAAUUCGACGAAAAUGAGGGAGAUGAUGAUGAUGAUGAUUUUUGGAAUUCUUAUAAAAGUGAGAUGUAAC